AUGUUCUUAAUUUUUUUUCAUUUUUAUUUUUUUUUCAUUUUUAACAUUUCUUUUUUUCCACCAAAAAAUAUUCAAAGAUUUCCCAAAAAUAUUGAAAAUGUGGACACCAGGAGUUUCACUGUGAAAAUAUAUUUAUUUUCCACAUUUUCAAACUUUAAAACGGGUCCGUUUUUGUGAGCAGACUAGAAGAAACCACAGAAGCUUUAAUUUGUAAUUUUGUGUUUUAUUUACAAUCUUCUCGCGUUAUCUGUUGUGCUGAAUCUGCAUUUUUACAAAUCUGUCAGAUAAAUGAGUAUAAACAACAAGAUUUGCCUCUGAAAUGUGGUACAGUGGAAAGAGAAAGUAGCAAAACGUGGAAAUACUCAAGUAUAGUAAGUCAAACUUGUACUUAAUUACAGUACUGGAGUAAAAGUACUUAGUUACUUUCCACUGCUGCUCUGACUAUAGGUUUUUAUUAGCAGAGUUGAGAGUUGAGAAUAAUGAUGCUGUGUGUUGUUGUUUUGCACAUGACAGAAGGAACCAGCAACACACACACACACACACACACACACACACACACCAACCACCAUGUGGUGGUUCCAGCAGGGUCUGUGUUUCCUUCCUGCUGCUCUGGUCGUCUGGACGGCGGCGUCCUUCGUCUUUGCUUACAUCACAGCGGUGGUGCUGAGACACGUGGAUCCUCUGGUGCCCUACAUCAGUGACACAGGAACGAUGGCGCCAGAGAGGUGUGUGUUUGGCAUCAUGUUGGACGUGUCGGCCUUUUUAGGUAUCGCCACAGUGUACGUCCGUUACAAACAGGUAGAGGCUCUGACAGGUGAAGACGAGGUCAGACUCCGCAGACUGAACCUGUUUGGGCUGAUCCUGGGUCUGAUCAGCUCCUUUGGGAUGUGUGUGGUGGCAAACUUCCAAAAGACCACUCUGUUCUCGAUGCACCUGGUCGGGGCCAUUCUGACCUUCGGGAUCGGAGCUCUCUACAUCCUGGUCCAGACGCUGCUGUCCUUCCACAUGCAGCCUCACGUCCACAGCAGAACCACCUACCUGGUCCGGCUCACCAUCGGGUUGUGGACGCUGGGCAGUAUCAUCAGCAUGUUUGUGUCGUCAGUCAUCAUGUACAGCAGCCUGUCAGGGGUGGACGUCCCUCGCAAGCUUCACUGGACUCCUGGAGAACCGGGUUAUACGGCUCAUAUCGUCAGCACAGUGUCUGAGUGGUGUCUGGCCUUCUCCUUCAUCAGCUUCUUCCUCACCUACAUCAGAGAUUUUCAGAAAAUUAUCCUACGAGCCGAAGCCGUGGUGCAGAGCAGCCACCUCUAUGAUUGGCCACACGGAGGCGCCACAGCGUCGAAUCAGAACAAACGAGACUCGUCUGAAUCUUCUCCUCUGCUGGCAGGAUCCACGUGACCGGCAGCCUGGCCUCCUGUAAAAAAUGCUUCUACUUCUAUUUUCACCUUUUUCUAACUAUUUGAAAGCUUUUUAUGUUGUUUCUAAAGACGGUGGAGGCUUUUAAAGAGUCGGUUCACACAAAGAAAUUCUCCCUAUAUUUAUACAUAUUCAGCUUCUGUAAUGGUUCUGUACCUAAAGCUCACAGCACCAGAAAACAUAAGCAACAGACUCCAGUAAUCCAGUAACUGAUUUUAAAACCAAAUAAGACGCUUUUGCACCUUUUCCUCAAACUGUGUCGCCGUCGCUGCACUUUAUAUAAAAAUCAUUCUAAGAUUUUUUACCGUCAUUUAAAGGAUUUUAGCGGCACUUCUUUUACCAUCUGUGAGUCCUUUGGAGGCCAUUUGGUAAUAAAACUCAGAGUUUCUAUCCUGUUAGUUUCUGUCAUUUAGCUGCUUUAUGCAUUUUUAAUUAUUAUUUUAUGGCAGUUUGCAGGAUUAGAACUGGUCUGAUAACUGAUAAAUGAGGUGAUGGUAACUGACCUGUAAUAUGAUGCUGCAAUAAUCAGCUCAGGAAAUAUUAGUAUUUUAAUAUUUAUAAAAGCAAUACAUUUGUAUAAACAGUAAUAAUUUGCUGAUUUUCCAUUUAAUUUCCGUGUCUUUAAACAGUGAUUUUAGACUUCAAUACGCUAAACUAGCAGUUAAAAAGCAGUUCAGUCAGCUGGUCAGAUGUUUUCUUACUUUUCUUUCUGCAGUUUAAGAUUUUACUUUAUUUAUGGAGCACAACAAACUCAAUUAAAAACAAACUGAGCAUCAAAACAGUUUUUAAUAAUUGCAUAAACUGUACAAAGCCACUAAAUUAGCUGGAUACCAUCUCUGCAGUUUUUUUUUUUUUUAAUCUGCUUUGUCUAAAAAAUGAACCAUAUCUAUGUUAUUACAAUUAUCAUAAAUUAACAGCCACACAGUGAACUGGGGGGAUUUGGAUCCAGUUUUCCAAUAAUGGAGCCUGAUAAUCAGACAGAGCUUCUAUUUCAUGUUGUGUUCUGUUAACGUGACAUUAACACUGACUGAAGACAUACAUUAAUUUAACCCUCUGAACCUCAAAACCUGCCGGCGGGUUUGAAACACAUUUUAUCUCUAAAAGGAAGAAAAAAGAUGACACCAUUUAUGAACCUGAAGCCUUUUGCGACACCAAUCCUUUGGAAAAUUGAGCCAGAUCUCAGCUUAAAAUCAUGAUAUUUUGUCAAAAUCACUUUUAAAACAUCUCAUUUAAAAACUCGACAAUAAUUAACCCCUUGCUCUAAUCAAAUUCUGUAAAAAACUAAAAAUUCAGAGCUCCUCACAGCCAUCAGUGACUCAACUACGACCAACAGUCAAGUGACAAAAAUUCAUUGUUUUCAGCUGAAAUACAGGAAAUGUUUUUACAGAGCAGAGAGGAGACAUGUAUAGGAACUAAAUAAAAACAUAAAUAAUUAAAUACCUAUAGUCUGCAAAGUCGCCAUUUUUUCCAGUGUUGACAACUUUCCUUCAAGACUAAUGAGUUUUUAUUUAAUUUAAUGCAUCUAAACAGUUGGAAAAAAUGCUAUACAAUUUGAUUCCACAUAUAGAUAUAUUAUUUUUUAAAAUUAAAACAUUUUAUAACUGUGUAAAAUAACACACAAGAUAUUUCUGAGUUCUCUCUUGUAUUAUGUUUCCAUAGGACUUUAGAUUGCAGUGAAAAAUGAACCACAGUGAGUAAAAGUGAGUCUACAGUGAGGGAAAAUUAGCACACCAUGAUGACAAAUGAGCCCAUGAUGACAAAAAAUAAGCUACAGUGAGUAAAUAUGAGCCCACAGUGAUAAAUAAUUAGCCAACGGUGAUGAAAAGUUUAACAACAGCGAACAAAAUUAAGAAACUGUUUGGGGUUCAGAGGGUUUAGAGUCUUUAGGGUUAGGGUUAGAUAAUUUUCUGUUUCUGGCACUGAAAAACAAAAGUGUCCAUUUUUAAAAUCUCCAUUCAGGGGAAGAGUCACUUAUGAGCAGCAGAUUUAUUAUUAAAUCACUAAGUCAGUCGCAGAUGUUGGUGAUUCCGAUGAUUUAGCUUGAAGGUAUGGCACGAGCACAGAAGAUGUUCAGCCAUCAGAGUCGUUCCUGGACCCUGGGAAC
Amphiprion ocellaris (clown anemonefish) is the source of this 3520-nucleotide messenger RNA. It is a transcript of the gene dram2b, whose product is annotated as DNA-damage regulated autophagy modulator 2b. The transcript has 7 exons. NCBI's taxonomy places the organism in Eukaryota, Metazoa, Chordata, Actinopteri, Pomacentridae. The record is from RefSeq and is a predicted model, not a curated record. The coding region runs from base 568 to 1398 and encodes 276 amino acids. Gene Ontology annotation, biological process: photoreceptor cell maintenance; regulation of autophagy. Gene Ontology annotation, cellular component: lysosome.